AUGCCCGCCAUAAAAAAGCGCAAGGUCGCCCAGGAGGCAACGGUCGACGACAGUGAUGCCAGCUCCAAUGCCUCAGAGGGAGCACCCCAAGAAGAGACAGACAGUGAAGUCAACUCCCAAGCCUCAGAAGAAGCACCUCCGGCGGAGGCAGGCACCGAGGCUGCUCAACCCGCAGCUAAAAAGUCCUUUAAAGAGCUUGGGAUUAUUGACUCUCUAUGCGAUGCCUGCGAGACCAUGGGUUACAAGGCACCUACGCCAAUCCAGUCCGAGUCGAUCCCACUAGCACUCCAGGGCCGUGAUCUAAUCGGUCUGGCCGAAACAGGCAGUGGAAAGACCGCAGCAUUCGCCCUACCCAUUCUACAAGCACUCAUGGACAAACCUCAACCCUUCUUCGGCCUGAUCCUCGCCCCGACUCGAGAACUGGCGGUUCAAAUCUCUCAAUCCUUCGAAGCACUCGGGUCAACUAUCGCUGUCCGAACAGCGGUAAUUGUUGGUGGCAUGGACAUGGUGUCUCAGUCAAUUGCUCUGGGCAAGAAACCACACAUCGUUGUUGCGACACCCGGUCGACUUAUGGACCAUCUUGAAAACACUAAAGGCUUCUCGCUGAGAAGUUUGAAGUACCUCGUUAUGGACGAAGCGGACAGGCUUUUGGACCUUGACUUCGGACCUCUUCUAGAUAAGAUCUUGCGCGUCUUACCCAAAGAGCGGCGGACGUUCUUGUUUUCGGCGACUCUUUCCUCAAAAGUCGAGUCCUUGCAGAGAGCUUCACUAUCAAACCCCCUGCGAGUGUCGGUAUCGUCGAGCAAGUACCAGACUGUUUCGACUUUGAAGCAGGCAUUUCUGCUCCGACCACACAAACACAAGGAUAUCUACCUCGUGUAUCUGCUGAAUGAAUUCGCGGGACAAUCGGUCAUCGUUUUCACCCGGACAGUCCACGAAACCCAGCGUCUAGCCUUCCUACUACGCACACUCGGCUUCGGUGCCAUUCCUCUGCACGGCCAACUCUCCCAAUCUGCCCGUCUCGGUGCCCUAGGAAAAUUCCGCAGUCGCAGUCGCGAUAUCCUUGUUGCAACCGACGUCGCGGCGCGCGGACUGGACAUCCCCUCCGUCGACGUGGUAUUGAACUUCGACCUACCAACGGACAGCAAGACGUACAUCCACCGCGUCGGACGGACGGCGCGUGCGGGCAAGAGUGGAGUUGCUAUUUCUUUCGUGACGCAGUAUGAUGUAGAGAUUUGGCAGAGGAUCGAAGGCGCGUUGGGCAAGAAAUUGGACGAGUAUGAUGCCGCGAAGGACGAGGUGAUGGUCCUGGCUGAGCGGGUGAGCGAGGCGCAGAGACAUGCUAUUAUGGAGAUGAAGAAUUAUGAUGAGAAGCGCGGGGCUCGGGGGAAGAAUAGGUUUGGUGGGAAGAGAUCGAGGGAUGAGAUGGAUCAAGACGAGGGUUGA
Molecule: messenger RNA, 1446 nt
Organism: Penicillium riverlandense
Lineage: Eukaryota; Fungi; Ascomycota; Eurotiomycetes; Eurotiales; Aspergillaceae
Gene: rrp3
Product: RNA-dependent ATPase RRP3
Exons: 4
Coding region: 1-1446 (481 amino acids)
Molecular function (GO): ATP binding; nucleic acid binding; RNA helicase activity
Source: RefSeq, a predicted model, not a curated record